This is a messenger RNA of Pelobates cultripes (western spadefoot toad), 271 nucleotides long. Lineage: Eukaryota; Metazoa; Chordata; Amphibia; Anura; Pelobatidae. The record is from the annotation of a GenBank genome assembly.
AUGGAGCUGACGCCAUUUGCCACGGCUCCUGAGACAUAUGGCCAAAUUCCUAAAAAAUUACGGGCAUCACUGCUCACCCGACUGCCACGACCUGCAGACUUACCUCGGGGCAACACACGGAGCCGGUACGUGCCAUUCUUUCAAUCUGGGCUGAUAAGGUGGAAAAAAUACGGGAAAAAAGGCUUGCAGCCUACCAUCUCUUCCCAGGCCUCGGAAUCGAGGAGAGGCAGAAUCCGUUCCAGAUAUUGGACAUGAGAGCCGAGACAGCUAA